This is a messenger RNA of Quercus lobata, 1135 nucleotides long. RefSeq names its product RING/U-box superfamily protein. Lineage: Eukaryota; Viridiplantae; Streptophyta; Magnoliopsida; Fagales; Fagaceae. Bases 294 to 1100 code for a protein of 268 amino acids. The record is from RefSeq and is a predicted model, not a curated record. The transcript is spliced from 2 exons.
GACGCUCUCACAAGUUUCAGCUAUAGCCCAAGAUUCUCAGUCCUCAAACAAAUAAAGAAAGAGAGAGAUUGGAUUUGGGGUUUUGAAUUGAUUCUGAACCCGCUUGAGCUUAUUUUAUUUUAUUUUAUUUUUCUCUCUUAGCAAAAUAGCGCUUCAACCCAACAAAUCGGUUAAGUUUCUGGAGCAACGUGUUUCUAGUUGUCAUUAUGGUAAUAGACACCUUGGUUCAAGGUUUCUGUGGCAAACUUAGCAAGUGAUGUUAUUUUUAUGGUCAUUGUUCCUCAAAUACUAAAAUGUGGAGUUUUGCAUCCAAUUGCAUAGCUGGAAAUAUUGGACUGAAAAAUGACUCUAUUAACCAAACCCAAGCUGCUUCUGAAUGCUCUGAUGAUGAGGCUUCUUCUAUUGCUAGCAGAGAGGAAGGACUAGAGUGCCCAAUAUGCUGGGAAUCCUUUAACAUCGUUGAAAAUGUACCGUAUGUCUUAUGGUGUGGCCAUACCCUUUGUAAAAAUUGCAUUCUGGGACUGCAAUGGGCUGUUGUGAAAUUUCCCACUCUACCAAUUCAGCUUCCACUCUUUAUCUCCUGCCCAUGGUGCAAUCUCUUAUCCUUCCGUCUGGUUUACAGGGGAAAUCUCAAGUUUCCUCGCAAGAAUUACUUUCUUCUCUGGAUGGUUGAGAGCAUGCAUGGUGACAGAGUGAAGUCUCAUUCUUCCUUCGCUAGGGAUCAACAAUCACUCUGGCCUACAAAUGGAAAUUUGCCAAUGGGAGGUCAAGUAAGCAAUGGUAACCUCAGGAGGGGACAAUAUAUUCGUCAUCCUGAGCCACCAGGAUCCCACCAUGACCAUGGUCGUCUCAGUAAUUAUCUCAGUGUGGAGACGUUACACUCUUCCCUUCGGAAGUCGCUGAUUUUCUUUGUUCAUUUGACGGCUAAAUUCCCGUUGGUUGUUAUAUUUCUUCUGAUCGUCCUCUAUGCAAUACCUGCUAGUGCAGCCAUCUUGGCUUUGUACAUACUUGUCACAGUUCUGUUUGCUCUCCCGUCAUUUCUCGUUCUGUACUUUGCAUAUCCUAGUCUGGAUUGGCUUGUGAGAGAAAUCAUCACUUGAGAUGCUAUUCGGGGUUUGCAAGUGCUGUGAAUAGA